Molecule: messenger RNA, 573 nt
Organism: Bursaphelenchus xylophilus (pine wood nematode)
Lineage: Eukaryota; Metazoa; Nematoda; Chromadorea; Rhabditida; Aphelenchoididae
Source: the annotation of a GenBank genome assembly
AUGUCCGAACGCGCCACCAGCUUGAAAGCCGCCACCGCCAAGAAAAUCGCCAAGCCCAAGUCUGCCACCUGUCCAAAACUCGGUGUAAUUGCGACCAUCGCCGCUGCUUUGACCGCUCAAGGCGGGAAUGACAGAGAGUUAACGCCUGAAGCCUACAAGUUGCUUCAUGGAUUGUGUCGAGCGAAGCAGGAUUGUUCGAGUAGUGCCCCCGAUCUCAACACUUCAAUAACUUCCAUCAUGCAGCUCAACAAUCGUAUGCAGGUCAUGGAAUCUUGGAAAAAGAAUCAUGUCAAAGCCAAGCUGCUCAAAAUCGACUACCUUUGGGGAGCAUAUAGCCAACAGCAUCCAGCUGAUGCCCAAGCGGCCGAGGCAACAAUUGACUCGAUCUGCCAAUCUACCCGAGCGAAACGUCAGGCAAGACGUCAGUUGAAUGAGGAAGUGAUUGGUGAGAUGGAGGUGGGAGGUAAUGGCGAGGAAGAUGAACCCCCUCUAGAAGAGGCACCACGCACUGGUGGAGUCAAAACCAGAGGAAAGCCCAAAUCCAAAGCCAGCGCAGCAUCAUCUUCCAAGUAG